GUGGUCAUCAUUGAUACAUUAGUGGCUUCUCAACAUAACGAGCUACCUUGCGACCUACCCUCUAUACACUACAACAACACCCGUCGAACUAUAUCCCAUCACCGCUGGAUAUACAUCACACCAGCAUGGUUCUCAACCGGCUCCAGCAGCUGGCUCACCACGUCACUGCGACAGCUGCACCACCGCAUCCUUUCGAUCCCCUCACCUCAGCAGAGAUUGAUGCUGUCGUAGCUAUUAUCCGAAAGGAACAUGGCGCCCUUCAUUACAACGCUGUGACUCUCUAUGAGCCGCGCAAGGCCGAGAUGAUGGCCUGGGUGGCCAAUCCAGAGACUGCUCCUCGUCCAGUACGAAAGGCCGAUAUCGUUGCCAUUGCUCCAGGUGGCAAGGUGUACGACGGUGUGGUUGAUCUUGAGAGUAAUAAGAUCUUGGAAUGGAAGCACACGCCGGAUGUGCAGCCUUUGAUUACUAUGGAGGAUCUGCAGGAGGUUGAGCAUGUUGUGCGCAAGGAUCCUAAGGUUAUUGAGCAGUGUGGGAUUAUUGGCAUUCCUCCAGAGGAUAUGCAUAAGGUCUACUGUGAUCCCUGGACAAUUGGAUAUGAUGAGCGUUUCGGCAGUGGAGUGCGUCUGCAACAAGCCCUCAUGUACUACCGACCUCAUCCCGAUGAUUCGCAAUAUACCUAUCCCCUCGACUUCUGCCCCAUCUACAAUGCGGAGACCAAGCAGAUCAUUCACAUUGAUGUGCCUCCCGUGCGCCGACCCAUCAACAAGGCUCCCCCAAACAACUACCACCCGGCGUCCAUUGAGCAGGAGGGUGGCUUCCGCAAGGACAUCAAGCCAAUUCACAUCACUCAACCCGAGGGUGUUUCAUUCGAGGUCAAGGGACGGACCAUUGAGUGGCAGAAUUGGAGCAUUCACGUUGGUUUCAAUUACCGUGAAGGUAUCGUCCUGAACAACAUCACAUUCAAUGAUAAGGGCAAUGUUCGACCAGUCUUCUGGCGCCUCUCUCUGGCAGAGAUGGUUGUUCCUUAUGGAAAUCCCGAGCACCCUCACCAGCGAAAGCAUGCCUUUGAUCUUGGUGAAUAUGGCGGUGGUUACAUGACCAACAGUCUGUCCCUUGGCUGUGAUUGCAAGGGUGCCAUUCACUACAUGGAUGCCUCGUUCGUCAACAGAGCCGGUGCCUCUACCGUCAUCAAGAACGCUAUUUGCAUCCACGAAGAAGACGCCGGCAUUCUCUUUAAGCACACUGAUUUCCGCGACGAGUCAAUCGUGGUGACUCGCGGUCGCAAGCUCAUCAUUUCGCACAUCUUCACCGCUGCGAACUACGAGUACUGCGUGUACUGGAUCUUCCACCAGGAUGGUACCGUCCAGCUGGAGAUCAAGCUGACCGGUAUCCUCAACACAUACGCCAUGAACCCCGGCGAGGACACCAAGGGCUGGGGCACUGAGGUCUACCCCGGUGUCAACGCGCACAAUCACCAGCAUCUCUUCUGCCUGCGCGUGGAUCCCAACAUCGACGGUCCCAACAACACAGCCUUCCAGGUAGAUGCUGUCCGUGGCCCGGGCGAAGUUGGCAGCGCCGAGAACAAGUACGGCAAUGCCUUCUACGCAAAGAAGACCAAAUUCAACACUCCCCGCGAGGCCAUGUCCGAUUACGACGGUUCCACCAGCCGCACCUGGGAUAUGGCAAAUACCAACAAGCUAAACCCAUACAGCAAAAAGCCCGUCUCCUACAAGCUCGUCAGCCGCGACGUACCUCCCCUCCUCCCCAAGGAGGGCGGUCUCGUCUGGAAGCGAGCCGGAUUCGCGCGUCACGCGGUCCACGUCACAAAAUACUCCGACGACGAAAUCCACCCCGCAGGCCGCCACGUUCCCCAAACUUCCGGCGAACCCUCACAGGGUCUACCCGCGUGGAUUGAGUCCGCAGGAUCCGACUGCUCAAUUGACAACACCGACAUUGUCCUUUGGCACACAUUCGGUCUUACUCACUUCCCCUCGCCGGAAGAUUAUCCCAUUAUGCCGGCUGAGCCUAUGACGUUGCUUCUUCGCCCUCGCAACUUCUUUGAUCGUAACCCUGUUCUUGAUGUCCCGCCUAGCUAUUCGCGGACACCGACGCAGGUCGCAUCUGGGGCGGGAGCUUGUGGGUGCAAGAAGAGUGAUGGAUCGAGUGUUUUGGUGUAAGAUGAUGGCUGGUUCAUGUUGAGAGGAGUUGUCUUUUAGCUCUGGUUUCUUCGUUCUGUGUG
This is a messenger RNA of Penicillium subrubescens, 2239 nucleotides long. Its product is annotated as peroxisomal copper amine oxidase. Gene Ontology annotation, molecular function: primary methylamine oxidase activity; quinone binding; copper ion binding. The coding region runs from base 126 to 2177 and encodes 683 amino acids. The transcript is spliced from 3 exons. The record is from RefSeq and is a predicted model, not a curated record. Lineage: Eukaryota; Fungi; Ascomycota; Eurotiomycetes; Eurotiales; Aspergillaceae. Gene Ontology annotation, biological process: amine metabolic process.